AUGACCGCGCUAGCGCACCCAUCCACCGCAUUUAUCUACUUGAUCUCCACGAUCCGUGACCGCCACCGCCGAACCCUCCCCUCAAUUUUCGACCCCGCUUGCCAAUCGACUCUACACACAGCACUAAUUUCCCAAAGAGCUUUCGAAAGCGUCUGCACAAAAUUCUUCAAGGAGAGCGAAGUCGAUCUCCUACUCAGCGUGCCUUGUGGCCGCCACUGGAUCUGCUCGGACGACGUCGCCAGCUUUUUCGAGCACGCAACAAAUAACGAGAGCUUGUUCCCGCCAAAAUGCUGCGGCCAGAUCUUGUUGCUGGAAGACUACGAGGAUCAUGUCCCAUUCGACGUAGCAUGGGCGUACCAGAAGAAGGAGCAGGGCGAGUACGCCAUACUGGCCAAGUUUCGAGUAUACUGCGGUCAUCCGCCAUGCGCCACGUUUCUCCACCCAACUUCCCACCUCCAAGACCCAGAGACGAAAACCGCGUACGCCAUUUGUGAGGCAGAAGGCUGUGGGAAGUUGACCUGCACAAAGUGUCGGGCCCUAAUCCAGGACGGCAUCGAGAACCACGAGUGCCAAAAAGACGAAGAAGCCAAAAGGUUCAAGCAAGCGGCGGCGGAGAACGGAUACCAAGAGUGCACUGGCUGCGGUGCGACUGUCGAGUUGAGUGAGGCCUGCAACCACAUCACAUGCGGAUGCGGCCAGUCCUUCUGCUACGUCUGCGGCAGAGACUGGGAAGACUACCACGCUUGCCCCAUAUACGGUCCUCCUAUCUUCGACGAAGAGGGAUACAACCAAGACGGCUUUCAUCGCGAUACAGGCCUCAACCGAGCUGGUCUGAAUCGCCGUCAAGACAUCACCCGUGCUCGUGCAGAACAUUGGGGCGAUGGUGGCGAUGACGAGACCAACGACGAGCAAGCGGAGUGGGAAGUGCUUCAGCACCUUAAUGAGGAGACACGCCACAUGCUCGAAUUGCUUCCUCCUCACGUCCGCGAAGAGGUCUUGGACCAAUUCCGCAUCGAGUUGUUCGAAACCCAAGGUAUCCUCUUUGAUCAGUUCCAAGGCGAGAAUGACGAGGAUGCCGAAGUGGAGGACGACGAAGCAGAGCACGAGAAUGACGAGGACAGCGAAGGCGGAGAAUCUGACAUCGGUUCAAUCCCCGAGGAUCAAACGGACGAAGAAGAAGAAGAAGCUAUGGAGUUGGAGGCUGCUCCCUAG
This is a messenger RNA of Pyrenophora tritici-repentis Pt-1C-BFP, 1212 nucleotides long. Lineage: Eukaryota; Fungi; Ascomycota; Dothideomycetes; Pleosporales; Pleosporaceae. The record is from RefSeq and is a predicted model, not a curated record.